CAUUGUCAGCAGCACAAUCGUGUUCCAACCACAAUCAACUUCAAAAUACCAAAUACAUCAUGAAGGUCUUCAUUGCAUCCAUUGCCCUGGUGCUGCUGGCUGUCGCUGAGGCAUCCUACCUGCCAUACGGUGGAGCGGUAGUGUCCAACUACGUCUCGGCACUGCCAGUGACUUCCUCGGUCGCUUAUCCAUCGUACGGUCUGUACGGAAAAUCGAUUCUUCCGGUGGCCACCAAGUACUCGUACCCAACAGUCUACGAUAGCUAUCCCGCUGUCUCGAAGGUGGUUUCGUACUCGGCCCCAGCAACGGUUUACGGUGGCGCUAAGGUUCUGAGCUAUGGUGCCGGCUAUGCGAUUGGUGCCGGAUACGGUUAUGGUGCCGGUUUGGGCUACGGCUAUGGCAAGGUCCUUCCAUCGAAGUACUACUUGUAAAGAUUUGACGCAUAUCGUAAACGGG
This is a messenger RNA of Anopheles aquasalis, 456 nucleotides long. Its product is annotated as glycine-rich protein-like. Lineage: Eukaryota; Metazoa; Arthropoda; Insecta; Diptera; Culicidae. The record is from RefSeq and is a predicted model, not a curated record.